Scutellospora calospora is the source of this 224-nucleotide messenger RNA. The record is from the annotation of a GenBank genome assembly. Lineage: Eukaryota; Fungi; Glomeromycota; Glomeromycetes; Diversisporales; Gigasporaceae.
GACGAAUUGUCACUUUUAUUUUAGAAAAUGUAGAAAAUCUUUUAUCGCAUCUCAAGCAAACAAAUGAGCAAGUUUUGAAAAUGAUGGAAACUGGAAAGAAUUCACGAGAAUUAGAGUAUAUUAAAAUAUAUAGAGAAGAUGAAUAUAGGUUUUUGGAAUAUGCUGUGGAUGACUUUACAAGAAAACGUGAUUCUUUGCUAUCAGAAGUUGACAUGAUGGAAUAG